AGUUCCAGUGUUGAGUACAGGUCGAGCCAAGACGUCAUGAAGCUGCUCACGCUCUGUGCGAUGGCCUCGCUGGCCACUCAGGCAGUUAGUGCGGCCAUUAAGCACAAGCUUAAUGGCUUUACUAUUACGGAGCAUCCGGAUCCGGUGAAGCGGGAUUUGUUGCAGAAAUAUGUGACUUGGGAUGACAAAUCUCUCUCCAUUAAUGGAGAGAGGAUCAUGAUUUUUAGUGGUGAAUUCCACCCCUACAGACUUCCGGUCCCGUCUCUAUGGCUCGAUGUCCUCCAAAAGGUCAAAGCGCUCGGGUUCAACUGCAUCUCAUUCUACACGGACUGGGCUUUGCUGGAAGGAAAGCCAGGUGAUUACCGAGCUGAGGGAAUCUUCGCUCUGGAGCCCUUUUUCGAAGCAGCAAAGGAGGCCGGUAUUUACCUGCUUGCUCGGCCCGGUCCUUAUGUCAAUGCUGAAAGCUCUGGCGGUGGAUUUCCCGGAUGGCUGCAACGGGUCAAUGGCACCCUUCGCACGGCGGACAAAGGGUUUCUGGAUGCGACUGACAACUACAUCGCCACAAUUGGUGCUGCCAUUGCGAAAGCGCAAAUCACGAAUGGUGGACCGGUCAUCCUCUACCAACCAGAAAACGAAUAUACAAAUGGCUGCUGUGGCGAAGAGUUCCCUGAUCCCGAUUACUUUCAAUAUGUGAUUAAUCAAGCUCGAAAUGCUGGGAUUGUCGUGCCAAUGAUUAGCAACGAUGCAUCACCUGACGGACAUAAUGCGCCAAGCACGGGAAAAGGAGCGGCUGAUAUCUACGGUCAUGACAGUUACCCUCUUGGAUUUGAUUGCGCAAACCCGUCUGUAUGGCCAGAAGGAAACUUGCCCACCAGCUUCUGGGCUCUGCACGAAGAGCAAAGCCCAACGACCCCGUACUCUCUGGUUGAGUUCCAAGCUGGAGCUUACGAUCCUUGGGGAGGACCGGGAUUUGCUGCGUGUGCCGACCUAGUCAACCAUGAGUUCGAGAGAGUGUUCUAUAAGAACAACUUUAGCUUCCGGGUUGCCAUCUUUAACCUCUAUAUGAUAUUCGGUGGCACCAACUGGGGUAACCUUGGUCACCCCGGCGGAUACACAUCCUACGAUUAUGGCUCAGUGCUGAGUGAAACCCGCAACAUAACUCGCGAAAAAUACAGCGAGCUUAAGCUCUUCGGCAACUUUGUCAAGGUCUCUCCGUCAUAUUUACUGGCUGAUCCUGGUAAUCAGACAACGGGCUACACGAAUACUUCUAAUUUGACUGUCACACCUCUGAAAGCAGAAGGAUUGACCUCGUACUAUGUGGUCCGGCAUACAGACUAUAGCAGCCAGGCAUCAACUCCGUACAAGCUCAGACUCGCUACUAGCUCUGGCAAUGUGACGGUUCCACAGCUGGAAGGAGAGUUGUCGCUGAAUGGACGGGACUCGAAGGUCCACGUUGCUGAUUACAAUGUGUCUGGGACUAACAUUGUAUACUCAACUGCGGAGGUCUUCACCUGGAAGCAGUUUGCUGACAGCAAAGUCCUCAUCUUGUACGGUGGCCCUGGAGAGCAUCAUGAACUGGCUAUUGCGUCCAAGUCCGAGGCAUCUGUUAUUGAGGGCUCCGAAUCGGAUAUCAACUCGAAGCAUAUUGGUAGCAAUGUGGUCAUCUCCUGGGAUGUCUCGUCCACCCGCCGCAUUAUUCAAGUUGACGAUCUGAAGAUCUUCCUCCUCGACCGGAACACUGCCUACAACUACUGGGUCCCUGAGAUUCCAGCUGAAGGAACCACGCCGGGAUACAGUAAUGAGAAGAAUACUGCCUCGUCGAUCAUAGUCAAAGCCGGAUACCUCGUGCGAACAGCCUACCUUAAGGACAGUGGUCUCUACCUCACCGCAGACUUCAACACAACAACACCUAUUGAGGUUAUCGGUGCACCAGAAAGCGCCCAGGCCCUCUACAUCAACAACGAAAAAGUCUCGCACAAGGUAGAUAAGAACGGCAUCUGGACCUCAGAGGUCAAGUUUACGGCUCCAAAGAUUGACCUUCCCAGCCUGGAGGACCUCGAAUGGAAGUAUCUGGACACACUUCCAGAGAUCCAGUCUUCGUAUGAUGACUCUGCAUGGCCAAAGGCAGAUAAACCUAUCACGGACAAUGACCAUCGCCCACUGGACACACCAACAUCACUUUACUCUUCCGACUAUGGUUUCCACACGGGCUAUCUGGUCUACCGGGGUUCGUUUGUCGCACAGGGAAAUGAGUCUACCUUCUUCAUCCGCACGCAGGGAGGGCAAGCCUUCGGAAGCUCUGUGUGGCUUAACCAGACCCUUUUGGGCUCAUGGUCCGGAUUGAACCAAGACUCAGACAAUAACUCGACUUACAAACUGCCUAGCCUCCAGCAAGGCAAGAACUACGUGUUCAUCGUUGUCAUUGACAACAUGGGACUCGACGAGAACCUCGACGUUGGCGCUGACGUGAUGAAAAACCCCCGUGGAAUCCUGAACUACAGCCUGUCCGGAAGAAGCCAGGAUGCAAUUACAUGGAAGCUAACUGGCAACCUGGGUGGUGAGGAUUACCAGGACAAGACACGAGGGCCGUUGAACGAAGGUGGUCUAUACGCAGAGCGAUACGGCUUCCACCAACCGGAGCCCCCUAGUGCAGACUGGAAGUCCUCAAGCCCUCUAGAAGGCCUUUCAAAACCCGGCAUCGGAUUCUACAGCACCAACUUCGACCUUUCCAUCCCUAGCGAAUAUGACGUGCCCAUCUACUUCAACUUUGGCAACAGCACAGACUCCAACCCAGCGCCAUUUAGAGCACAACUCUACGUAAACGGCUACCAAUACGGUAAAUACGUUAGCAACAUUGGUCCACAAACUAGCUUUCCGGUGCCAGAGGGAAUUCUGAACCACCGUGGAACAAACUGGGUCGCGGUGAGUGUUUGGGCACUGGGAAAGGAGGGGGCGAGAUUGAGUAGUUUUGAGUUGUCGCAUGAGAGACCGGUGAAGACGGGUUUGAAGGAGGUGAAAGCGGCUGAACAACCGAAGUACGAGGCGAGGAAAAGGGUGUAUUGAUGAUGUUCGGUAUAGUAUGAGAUCUUUUGUAUAGUAGUAGUAGUUGAAGGCUUUUGAAAAAAUAAACAUUUGCAAACAUGGCAUACCUCUCAAUAGGAAAGAAACCACCUAGAUCAUAUCAUC
Messenger RNA from Aspergillus ruber CBS 135680, 3186 nucleotides. Its product is annotated as glycoside hydrolase family 35 protein. Gene Ontology annotation, cellular component: vacuole. The record is from RefSeq and is a predicted model, not a curated record. Gene Ontology annotation, biological process: carbohydrate metabolic process. NCBI's taxonomy places the organism in Eukaryota, Fungi, Ascomycota, Eurotiomycetes, Eurotiales, Aspergillaceae. The transcript is spliced from 5 exons. Gene Ontology annotation, molecular function: beta-galactosidase activity. The coding region runs from base 37 to 3063 and encodes 1008 amino acids.